This is a messenger RNA of Drosophila elegans, 3196 nucleotides long. It is a transcript of the gene ABCD, whose product is annotated as ATP-binding cassette sub-family D member. Bases 219 to 2417 code for a protein of 732 amino acids. Gene Ontology annotation, biological process: fatty acid beta-oxidation; very long-chain fatty acid catabolic process; peroxisome organization. The record is from RefSeq and is a predicted model, not a curated record. Gene Ontology annotation, molecular function: long-chain fatty acid transmembrane transporter activity; ATP binding; ABC-type transporter activity. The transcript has 9 exons. NCBI's taxonomy places the organism in Eukaryota, Metazoa, Arthropoda, Insecta, Diptera, Drosophilidae. Gene Ontology annotation, cellular component: peroxisomal membrane.
AAUUUUUAGUUGUUCAGCGUGCAUGCCAUGCCUGCCUACGGGGAGUGCUUUUGUUUUCAUUGUUAAUCUGUGAUAACUUAUUUUUUUCUGAGCCAUAUUGCAGAAUAUAUUGCGAUAAAAUAUUAGUUGAAAGUUGAUGUAUCCUUAUUUUUGAUUGAUUAUUUGCCGGACCAUCGACCUAUACAAAACGCCCCAGCGCAGUUCUGAUUUCUACAAUAAUGAGUGUUUUAUCAAAAUAUGUUGACCGUAUUGCAGAAAAAUGUGAUAAUAAUGGUAUCACGAAACACGCAUUUAGCUAUGCCCUCGUGACCAGCGCAAUACUAGCACUUACCAUUAAGAUUACUAUCCCUUACGUAAAAAGCGCUCACACAUCUAUCGGAGGGACUCAAAAAGCAAAAACCAAAGUCAACAAUGGGGAGCUUACUCCAUCAGGAACAGACUGCUCAGAAGAAGAUUUAAAGCUUGCGGAGGCAGAAAAAUUGUUGGUUGCUCAGCAGCUAAAAAAAAAAAAUAACAAUAAUUUUAUUGAGCCUGGACUAAACCAUGCGUUUUUGAAGCAACUGAAAAUGCUAGCUAAAAUAAUGAUCCCACAAACCUUGUGCUAUGAAACGGGAUUGCUAAGCAUACACACGUUUUGUCUAAUUUCUCGAACAUUUCUUAGUAUUUAUGUCGCUGCAUUGGAGGGUGCCCUUGUUAAAUUUAUAGUACGAAAAGACAUUAAACAGUUUGCUCUUGUGUUGCUUAAAUGGUUCGGAAUCGCCAUCCCUGCUACAUUUGUAAAUUCUAUGAUACGAUUUCUUGAGAGUAAACUUGCUCUAGCUUUUCGAACUCGACUGGUGCGCCACUCAUAUCGGUUGUAUUUUAAGAACCAAAAUUACUAUAGAGUAUCAAAUUUGGACGGACGAAUUGAAAACGCGGAUCAUCGACUUACCGAAGAUAUUUCCGUGUUCGCUAGUUCGGUAGCACAUUUGUAUAGUAGCUUGACUAAACCAUGCUUUGAUCUGAUGCUAAUUGGCUUGGCACUGAUGAGAUCCUCUAGAAAAAUGAAAGCUAAUAUCAUAACGGGACCGGCUUUGUCAGUCGGUGUUAUUGCCCUAACAGCCCACAUAUUAAGAAUUGUAUCCCCGAAGUUUGGACAGUUGGUGUCAGAAGAGGCGAACAGGUACGGUUACCUUAGACACAUUCACUCCCGCAUAAUAACAAAUGCAGAAGAAAUCGCAUUUUACGGUGGCCAUAAGGUUGAGAUGCAGCAGCUACGGCAAGCAUAUAAUCGCCUUGUAAAUCAAAUGACCAGUAUUUUUAACCAAAAACUUUGGUUUAUAAUGCUUGAACAAUUUUUUAUGAAGUAUGUUUGGUCCGGAACCGGAAUGAUCAUGGUAUCCCUUCCUAUUCUGACUGGCAGUGAUGUAGGAUCUGCAACAACUCGAGACACAAACAUAACAGAGUCGAGAGUUAGCGAACGAACUCAAUAUUUAACAACAGCUAGAAAUUUACUUAUUUCUGCAGCAGACGCGAUUGAGCGAUUAAUGUCUUCUUAUAAGGAAAUCGUGUCGCUCGCUGGGUAUACUUAUCGCGUGGCUGGCAUGAUGGAUGUUUUUGAGGAAACCGCUCAGGGAGUCUAUUGCAAGACGAGUGUAAUGGAAAGCGAUCAGUCAAAUGGUGUUAUUGAGUUUCGUAAUGGAAAACCAAUAGCAAAAGGCCGCAUAAUUUAUUCAGAUGAGCCGGGAAAUAUGUCAAUAAACCUACGUGCAGUUCCAGUAGUGACACCCAACUGUGAUAUAGUUGUACCGAAACUUACAUUAUGCAUCGAACCUGGUGUACAUUUGUUAAUAACUGGUCCGAAUGGAUGCGGAAAAUCCAGCUUGUUUAGAAUACUAAGUGGACUUUGGCCCAUAUACGCUGGAGAGUUGCAAAUUCCACGGCCUGUAAAAGAUGUUCCAUGUAUGUUUUACAUUCCACAACGUCCAUAUAUGUCAAUCGGAAGCCUUUGCGAUCAAAUAAUAUACCCCGAUACGCGUGAAGAUAUGAAACGCAAAGAAAUAACUGAAAACGAGCUAAGAUGCAUUUUAAAACUGGUCAGCCUCGAACACAUCGCCCAACGUGAUAGUUUCGACGUUGUUCGCGAUUGGAAGGAUAUAUUAUCUGGAGGUGAAAAACAACGUAUGGCCAUAGCUCGCUUGUUUUACCAUAAACCACGUUAUGCGCUUCUAGAUGAAUGCACGAGUGCAGUAUCGAUUGAUGUUGAAAGUUCGAUUUAUGAAAUUGCUAAAGGGAUGGGAAUUACCCUGUUGACAAUAACACACAGGCCUACUUUGUGGAAAUAUCACACACAUAUUUUGGAGUUCGACGGCUUGGGAAGUUGGCAGUUUAGAAAAAUGAAUGCAGAUGAACAACAAAAAGAACAAUUUCUAUCUUAAUUUUUUUAGCUAUGAAGAUUUAAAAAAAUUUUAUAUAUUAUAUAUUAAGCAAAAAAAUAAACUAGCUUCGGCAAACCGAAGUUUGUAUACCCUUGCAGAUAAAAUGUAUUUACCAACAUCGUUCAUACGACAGUUAUAAGUUGUAUAUGUCCGAUUCCGCGAAUUUCAUCGAUUUUUAUGGGUCAUGCUUAUUACAAAGCAACUUAAAUAAUGUUAUACACAAAGGUGGUUUGUAUCAAAAGCAAUGGAAAAGAUGUGAAGUGCACUCUUCUUUUUUUAAAGCCCGUUCACUACAUUAAAUUCGAAUGCUAAGAAACGCUUAAAUGUUUACCUAAAUAAUAUAUAAAAAUUGAAGGGAUGACAUCCGAGCUUUGUAGGACACUCGAACUAAACUAAAUGUUGUGAUAUGUCAAACUCGUUUAAAACAAAAACUGAGUAUGCAAUUAUGCUUUGCAUAGUAUAUAUGUGUUUUCAGUAUUUUGUACAAAUCUACACUUUUACACAAUUUACCUUGUGUUUCAUUUUUGUAAUUGAAAAAAACAUCGCUCAAAAAUAAUAAAUUUUGUAUAAGCAAUAUUAUGAUCAAAAGUAUUGCGAAUUAUAAAAAUAUUUGCAAGGGUAUACACACAACGAAAUUUCCUUUUUCCAAUUUACAUAUAAAAAAAUUAACGUUUAUAAUAAUGUACUUGUAAAAUAAUUGUUGUUUUGUGGUCACACCUUUGAAAUAGGUUUUGUAGAAAUAAUAAAAAUAUCUGUGUGUAUUGAUGAUUUUUCCUAUA